AUGCCUUCGUUAUUGAGUAGGAGGUUGACUUUGUUGUUGACUCUUGUGGCUUUCUUUUCAUUCUUGCUCAUAGCGAGCGCUUCUUCUUGCUCAAUGCCUAGAAAGUUUCUUAACUCUUCAUCUUACAUUUCCGAUUCCGAUUGGUCUCCGGCAGAUGCUACGUGGUACGGAAGUCCUAUCGGGAAUGGAAGUGAAGGUGGUGCUUGUGGAUAUGGCGAUUCUGUCGGAAAACCUCCAUUUUCUUCAAUGAUAUCAGCGGGAGGCUCGCCUAUAUAUAAAUCAGGAAAAGGCUGUGGAGGGUGUUAUGAGGUGAAGUGCUCGUCAAAUCCAGCAUGUUCAGGUAACCCAGUGAUUGUUGUGAUCACUGAUGAGUGUCCUGGGUGUGGUUCUGAUCAGAGAUUUCACUUUGAUAUGAGUGGCACUGCUUUUGGUGCCAUGGCUGUUUCUGGUAAAGAAGAUCAACUACGCAAUGCUGGCAAGUUGGAGAUUCAAUAUAGAAGUGUUAAAUGCAACUUCCCAGGGACUAAUAUAGAAUUCAAAGUGGACUCCGGAUCAAAUCCCUAUUAUUUUGCUGUUGUGAUACAAUAUGAGAAUGGUAACGGCCUUGCCAACGUUGAACUGAAGGAAGGUGAGGGCUCAGCAUCAUGGCGCCCCAUGGAACAAUCCUGGGGUGCAGUCUGGAAGCUCAACUCUGGCUCACCGCUUCAGGCACCGUUCUCUGUCCGGCUAACCGCACCAGAGUCACCGGACUCUCAGAACACCGUCGAGGCAAGCAAUGUGAUACCGGCAGGGUGGAGUCCUGGUCAGACUUAUCGAUCUCUGGUGAACUUCAACUAA
This is a messenger RNA of Neltuma alba, 837 nucleotides long. RefSeq names its product putative expansin-B2. Bases 1 to 837 code for a protein of 278 amino acids. Gene Ontology annotation, biological process: sexual reproduction. Lineage: Eukaryota; Viridiplantae; Streptophyta; Magnoliopsida; Fabales; Fabaceae. Gene Ontology annotation, cellular component: extracellular region. The record is from RefSeq and is a predicted model, not a curated record. The transcript has 5 exons.